AUGAUCAGUGACAACAACCAACAACUUCAACAAGUAGUAUACUUUACAAGACAUGGCAACAGAGCUGAUUGGAACAAUCCUGAUUGGGCAAAGAUUGCUGAACGUGUGUGUGACCCUCCAUUGUCAGAUAUUGGUCUGAAUGCUGCUUCAGAGUUGGGCGUAGAGUGUGCUCGCAACUCAUCAAUCUCACCAAGCCACUCGAUCAAACACAUCAUCGUAUCACCAAUGAUAAGAUGUAUUCAAACUGCAAGAGCUAUCGCCAAACAACUUGGCAAUGGAAUAACACUCAAGGUCGAACCAGGUCUAAUCGAUUGGCACCCAGACUAUGAGAUAGAGUACCUCACAACACCCGAGUUGUCUGCACUCUAUCCCGAGUUGAUCGACAUCAACUACAUACCGAUAGUGCCAUUGGUCAAGGACAAAGCAGAGACUGUUUACGACUUGUUCAAGAGAUCCCAUGACUCUAUCGAUGGACUGUUACAGAGAUACAGUAGCCUGAAUGAGGCCAUCAUCGUGGUCACUCACGCUUGCAACUGCGUAUCGAUGACUCGUCACCUGCUCAAGAAUGAGGAGCAUCAAGUUGGCUCAGGCGUGUGUCAUCUCACCAAGUUAGUGCGCAAUGCCAACGGAGGAGAGUGGACCGUUGAGUUGAACGGAUCGACCAGCCAUCUGACCCAAGGCGAGCAACACACCUGGACUGGCAUCUUCCCAAAGGACCCAUAA
This is a messenger RNA of Acytostelium subglobosum LB1, 723 nucleotides long. RefSeq lists its product as hypothetical. The transcript has a single exon. NCBI's taxonomy places the organism in Eukaryota, Evosea, Eumycetozoa, Acytosteliales, Acytosteliaceae. Bases 1 to 723 code for a protein of 240 amino acids. The record is from RefSeq and is a predicted model, not a curated record.